CUUGUCAAGAUGUCACAGGGUGUGUGUGACGCAUGGCAAAAGUGGCUCCAGGUGCAGAAGUCUCAUUCACCCAUGGGAAGUGACUGAAGGAAGAAGUUCAAGGGCGAGAGUGAGUGCCAGCAGAAGGCUGGGAGAUGGAGCGCAGUCUGUAGUUUGUUCCAGCUGCCAGGCUCCACUGAGGGGAACAGGGACCUGUCUGAAGAGAAGAUGCCCCUGCUGACACUCUACCCGCUCCUCUUCUGGCUGUCAGGCUACUCCAUUGCCACUCAAAUCACCGGUCCAACAACAGUGAAUGGCCUGGAGCGGGGCUCCUUGACCGUGCAGUGUGUUUACAGCUCAGGCUGGGAGACUUACUUGAAGUGGUGGUGUCGAGGAGCUAUUUGGCAUGACUGCAAGAUCCUUGUUAAAACCACUAGAUCAGAGCAGGAGGUGAAGAGGGACCGGGUGUCCAUCAAGGACAAUCGGAAAAACCACACAUUCACUGUGACCAUGGAGGAUCUCAUGAAAACUGAUGCUGACAUUUACUGGUGUGGAAUUGAGAAAACUGGAACUGACCUUGGGGUCCCAGUUCAAGUGACCAUUGACCCAGCAUCGACUGCUGCCCCCACCACGCCUACCUCCACUACGUUUAUAGCACCAGUUACCCAGGAAGAAACUAGCAGCUCCCCAACUCUGACCGGCCACCACUUGGACAACAGGCACAACCUCCUGAAGCUCAGUGUCCUCCUGCCCCUCAUCUUCACCAUAUUGCUGCUGCUUUUGGUGGCCGCCUCGCUCUUGGCUUGGAGGAUGAUGAAGCGCCAGCAGAAAGUGGCCGGAAUGUCCCCAGAGCAGGUACCGCAGCUGCUGGAGGGUGACCUCUGCUAUGCAGACCUGACCCUGCAGCUGGCCGGAACCUCCCCCCAAAAGGCUACCACAAAGCUCUCCUCCUCUGCCCAGGCUGACCAGGUGGAAGUGGAAUAUGUCACCAUGGCUCCCUUGCCGAAGGAGGACAUUUCCUAUGCAUCUCUGACCUUGGGUGCUGAGGAUCAGGAGCCAACCUACUGCAACAUGGGCCACCUCAGUAGCCACAUCCCCGGCGGGGGCCCUGAGGAGCCCACGGAAUACAGCACCAUCAGCAGGCCUUAGCCUGCACUCCAGGCUCCUUCUUGGACCCCAGGCUGUGAGCACACUCCUGCCUCUUCGACCGUCUGUCCUCUGUUCCCCUCAUCGGGACCAACCCGGGGACUGGUGCCUCUGCCUGAUCAGCCAGCAUUGCCCCCAGCUCUGGCUUGGGCUUGGGGCCAAGUCUCAGGGGGCUUCUAGGAGUUGGGGUUUUCUAAACAUCCCUUCCUCUCCUACAUAGUUGAGGAGGGGGCUGGGGAUAUGCUCUGGGGCUUUCAUGGGAAUGAUGAAGAUGAUAAUGAUAAAAAUGUUGUGAUUAUUAUCAUGAAGUAUCAUCAUCAUAAUACAAUGAAACUUUAUUUAUUGCCUACCACGUUAUGGGCUGAAUAAUGGCCCCCAAAGAUAUCUGUGUCCUAAUCCUCCGAAACUGUGACUGUUACCUUCUGCGGCAGAAAGGGACUGUGCAGACGUAUGUAAGUUAAGGACUUUGAGAUAGGGAGGUUAUUCUUGCUGAUUCAGGUGGGCCCAAAAUAUCACCACAAGGGUCCUCAUAAGAAGGAGGCCAGAAGGUCAAAGAGGAAGAGACAACGUGAUGAUGGAAGUGGACAUGGGUGUGAUGUGAGCAGGGGCCAUGACUGCCGCAACCUUCAGAUGCCAGAAAGGGAAAGGAACGGAUUCCCCCGCCUGGAGCCUCCAAAAGAAACCAGCCCUGCCCACGCCUUGACUUGAGCCCACUGAAACUGAUCUUGAGCUCAUGGCCUCCAGAAUUGCAGAAUAAAUUUGUGUUGUUUUUAAU
Pongo pygmaeus (Bornean orangutan) is the source of this 1900-nucleotide messenger RNA. RefSeq names its product CD300 molecule like family member f (gene CD300LF). The transcript has 8 exons. NCBI's taxonomy places the organism in Eukaryota, Metazoa, Chordata, Mammalia, Primates, Hominidae. Gene Ontology annotation, cellular component: plasma membrane. Bases 208 to 1128 code for a protein of 306 amino acids. Gene Ontology annotation, molecular function: transmembrane signaling receptor activity. The record is from RefSeq and is a predicted model, not a curated record.